AUGAAUGAAAUAGUUGAAGAAAAGAUUCCUAGUAAAGUUGAUUUUGAUAAGUUACUCUUUUCAAGAAGACAUAAUCUACUUGAAGCUGUAGUCAGAACUCUUGUUACACAACAACGACAAAAUAGAAGUGCUGAAUAUGCUCGAAUUAUUUCUGACUAUUUUAAAGCACAUGGAAGAUUUAUGGAGUUAAUUACUUGGGCAAUUGAUAUUGAUUUUCUUAGUACUGACACAUUAAUGAUUGAUUCGAGUUCAUUCCAAUAUUCUACAUUUUUCAUUCCAUUUUAUAAUCAAUUUGUACGUUAUUAUUUUAAAAAUUAUUUACUUGAUACCUUUGAACCAAUUAUUGAUGGUCUUAUUUUAGGAGGUGAUUAUAGUGAAGAGUUUAAAAUCGCUAUGAAUUUUCAAUCUAAAGAAAUUACUACCUCAGAAGAUAUUGCUGCUUAUCAACAAUCUCUUGACACAAUCUCUAAGAUUUUCUGCAAACUUUAA
Entamoeba histolytica HM-1:IMSS is the source of this 489-nucleotide messenger RNA. RefSeq lists its product as uncharacterized. The coding region runs from base 1 to 489 and encodes 162 amino acids. The transcript is spliced from 2 exons. Gene Ontology annotation, biological process: regulation of GTPase activity. The record is from RefSeq and is a predicted model, not a curated record. NCBI's taxonomy places the organism in Eukaryota, Evosea, Mastigamoebida, Endamoebidae.